AUGGCAACGUCAAUGCACCUGUCAAAACUUCGGAAAUGGUUCCUUGCAUCUCCGCCCAUCGAGAUGGCUAUAUCGAAACUCCGAGAGCUGCUGAUUGGAGCAAUCAGGCAGGGGCCAGUUCCACAACAUAUCGCGUUCGUGAUGGAUGGAAACCGAAGGUUCGCAAGGACACACGGGAUUGAGACAGUGGAGGGACACAAUCUGGGGUUUGAGGCACUGGCAAGGAUUCUUGAGGUCUGCUACAGAAGCGGAGUCAAAGUUGUCACAAUCUACGCAUUCAGUAUCGAAAAUUUCAAACGCUCCAAGUUCGAGGUGGAUGCCCUAAUGGAAAUGGCUAGGGUGAAGUUGUCGCAAAUGGCCCAGCAUGGAGAGAUCCUCGAUCGAUAUGGCGCAAAGGUCCGAGUGUUGGGUCGGUUGGACUUGCUCAGGCCUGACGUUCUGAAAGCAGUGAAUCGGGCGAUGGAAAUGACAAGUAACAACGGCGACCGGGUCCUCAACAUCUGUUUCCCGUACACAUCGCGCGACGAAAUCACCAGUGCGAUCCGUGACACCGUUGCAGACUACAGCCAACCAUUAAGACCGCGCUCCUCCUCCCUACGGACUCCAUUCUCCGAGAGUCAUAUUGCGCUUAAUAUCCAAGCACGGAACCAAAAUACAAAUCCCGAGGAUACGAGUAGCGAUAUUGAAUCUACUUCCGAAUCCUCAGCCCAGGGAGAAGAAGGAGCUGCGAAACACGAUCGUCCAAAUAAGGUCUACGAGACCGGAUCUGCUUUCUCAUCAUCUACGACCCUCGAUCUCGCUGGCCACCAGGAUAGUACGAAUUUGAAGAAAGCAACUCAGGGAGCUAGCGCCGAGUCGGAAAACCCGGCUUACUUGUCACCAGAGACCAUCACGCGGCAAACUUUAUCAGACCAUCUGCACACGAAAGACAACCCGCCCCUGGACUUGCUGAUCCGCACGUCUGGAGUGGAGCGUCUUAGCGACUUUAUGCUCUGGCAAUGUGAUGAGGACACGGAUAUUGUCUUUUUGGACGUCCUCUGGCCUGAAUUCGAUCUGUGGCACUUCCUACCAGUUCUGCUAGGGUGGCAGAGAAGGGUUUCAAAGUCGAGGAAGAAUCCGGAUGCGGAAGGUGAUUUCGAUGGCGAUGCUGUCGGAUCAAACGGCUUGAGCGACCAAGUCUUAAGCCCAAGUGCAAAGGUCAAGGACUUGUAA
Molecule: messenger RNA, 1212 nt
Organism: Aspergillus oryzae RIB40
Lineage: Eukaryota; Fungi; Ascomycota; Eurotiomycetes; Eurotiales; Aspergillaceae
Product: undecaprenyl diphosphate synthase family protein
Exons: 2
Coding region: 1-1212 (403 amino acids)
Cellular component (GO): endoplasmic reticulum; membrane; lipid droplet
Molecular function (GO): ditrans,polycis-polyprenyl diphosphate synthase [(2E,6E)-farnesyl diphosphate specific] activity
Source: RefSeq, a predicted model, not a curated record